Molecule: messenger RNA, 4745 nt
Organism: Anopheles moucheti
Lineage: Eukaryota; Metazoa; Arthropoda; Insecta; Diptera; Culicidae
Exons: 12
Coding region: 9-3368 (1119 amino acids)
Molecular function (GO): calcium ion binding
Source: RefSeq, a predicted model, not a curated record
ACAACACCAUGACGUUAAGGAUAAUACCCAUCCUACUCAGCGCGACCGCUCUCAUCCUGCUGGCGUUAAACUUUGACUCGGCAACCGCUAAUAAUCAUCAAUUAUCGUCAUCAUCAUCAUCAACCGAGGCAGCAUCCAGCACGACAGUAUCAACACCGUCGGUGGCAGCAUGGGAGCAUGGAAAUGGUGCAGUAACGCCUCCGGCCACCGGCAGCCGGUUGCGAGCUGAAGCAGCACAAUUAGUAGACAAUAAAAUCCACGACAAACUGCAACGGCACGAUCCUGCCGACGGACGCUUGAGCGGUGCUCCCGCACAGACUGGGCGCCAGAAACGAGAAGAUAUUUUUAGCGAUAAUGUUCUAACAAAUAAUUAUCAGCUUAAUGGUGCCGCCGGACGGUGGGAAGGACCCGGGAACGGUGCGCUGCAGUCAAGGAUAACGGAGGAGGUACUGCUCGUUAGCAAUCUUACCGAGGAGCGGGCGCGCGAAGAAACCGAGCUGUUGGAGCAUCUAAAUCGCGACCGUUUCCAUGGCAGUCCAAUCAAGCUCGAUAAUAGCGACGACCGAGCGGAAGCGAGAAGUGGCCCUCAGCGCAGCCGUAAAAAGAACCGCCGACGAAUAGGACACAAGAAACACAAGCAUAAGAAGAUCAAGCUGCUUCCGGUGACGCUCGUCGGUGUGCCGGUGGACGAGGACGGCCAACCGGAUACCGCCAUCUUCGAUGGGCUGACGAACGGUGCGGACGGUGCGUGGUCUUUAAAGCUUUCCUCCCGCACCAAAGCGCCGGUUUCGAAUGGUUUCGAAGGCUCAACCGGUGGCGACGCUAAACUGGCAAAGCAAAUUCAUCCACCGUCGGACGAAGGUCUCGAAGGGACCGUUGAUGGCAGCAUGGUGGAGAUGGUGGACGUUUGGAAGGAAACGACAAUGCCUCCGUCGACCAGCUUCGGGUCCCCGCAGUCGCCGUCCACACAGGAUAUCGCCGACGACCGGCAACCGGCAAUGGUUUCCGGUUUUCCACCGCCUCCGGUUCUGGUGCGCGAUGGACACCUGGUGUUCGGUAGUGUGGGUGACAUGCAAAUUCCCCGAUUGCCAUCCGAUCAACCGGACGCACAGCGAACGAAGUGGACCCGCGAGCAGAGGAAGCGCGAAAAACAGCAACGGAAACAAUUACGGAAAGUGGGCGAGGAGAGAAAAAUCGUCAAUCCACCGCUACCGCCAUUACCGUCCGGUGUUACGGUGGCCAGCGCCAGCACGGUCACCUUUCCCGCGGACGAUCACAAGGGCACGGAGACGGUAUCGGUGGCGCGCGUCAUCAUUUCGGGUGAUUUAUCCUGCAUGAAAGACGACUUCAUCCCAGCGCCGGCGAUCGCUAAUGGUGACAUCAAAUAUUUGCGUAACGAUUUGUACGGGUUGGAAAACUCGUUCCUCGAGGCGGAGUACCACUGCCGGAUGGGGUACCGGUUGCGGACGAAGGACGGACAAAGCCGACCGGUUGUUACGUCGACCGGUGCCAUCGCCAACGCCAAUCUGGUUUGCCGUAAGUCGCGCUGGAUCGGUAAAAGGCCGGCUUGUGUGCGGAUUAAGCCUUCCCAGCGUCAGCCCGAACCGUUCUCCACCGUGUGGCCAUCGAGCGCCACGAAUAAUGGUACGCGUUCGAUGAACGUGAACGCCUGCGGCAAAGAACAUCGUUGCCCACAGGCUUGCCACCGUGUGGCGACGGGCAAGGGCAGCUUAAAUCGCACCACAGUCUGCUCCUGCUACAAAGGAUUUAAAAUGGUCAACCAUCGAUGUGUAGACAUCAACGAAUGCAUCGAGUACGGUGAGGAUGUGUGCGAGUACGGCUGCUCCAACACGAUCGGGUCGUUUACAUGCAAAUGCCCGAGAGGAUUGCGAGUUACGGACAAUAAUAAAUGCAUGGAUGUAAACGAGUGCCUGCUGCGAAACGGGCAUGGACCAUGCCAGGAUACGUGCAUCAACACGUGGAGCAGCUACAGGUGCACCUGCGAUGGGCUGCCGGGCACGAGACUGGCGGCCGACGGGCAUAGCUGCGAGGACAUCGACGAGUGUACGGUCAACAAUGGUGGCUGUUCGCACACCUGCCUCAAUACGCUUGGAAGAGCGUUCUGCGUGUGUCCCGAGGGCUACAUGCUGGACGAGGAUUGGAAGACGUGCGUGGAUGUGGACGAGUGCGCCAACCAACGAUCGAUAGCCAGCGAACAUCGAUGCCACGGACGGUGCAUCAAUACGGUCGGGUCUUACCGAUGCGAGCAGGGCGCAGAACACGGUGGCAGGGAAUAUGUGCAGGGAAAGUCUCCUGCUGGUGCGGAUGUUGAAGGGGAACAAGAGCAACCGGACUAUGACACACUCUGCCCAACAGGCUACCAUUUCAACACGACCAUGGGCGAUUGUCAAGACACGAACGAAUGCACCAUCUCAAACGGCGGAUGUCAGCAACAUUGUAUCAACAGUGACGGAAGCUACUACUGCUCAUGCAAAUAUGGCUUCAAGUUGGACGUCGACAAGCGUUCCUGUUUGGUGCUGAACGAUUCGUUGCGGUUGGCGGAUAUAGCCUGUCCACCGUUGUUUCCUCCACGCCACGGUUACCUCGAGUGCAGCCGACCGAUAGACGAAAUAGCGGAUGGUCCGAACGGUGGCAGCCUCAAGAUUACCAACCGCCCCGGCAGCCAGUGCAUCCUAAAGUGUCCGACCGGCUAUCGACUGGAGGGGAAAUUCUCCAAAAUCUGUGGCACCACCGGCGAAUGGAUUGGCGAUGAGAACGGCACCUGCAUACGAUAUCCUCAACCUAAGCUACUAUGUCCGACAAGUGUUAACGUGGAGUUACACCCAAACGAAACCGAAACCACAACGGUUCGAAUGCGACGUCCCGAAACGGACGUCAGCUGGGAGCGAGACGUACAGGUCGAACCGUACUGGGUGAAGAAGGAUAGUUUCUCACUACCACUCGGUAGUCUAAACGUUAGCUACUCGGCCAAACAUCCCGUCUCGAAGCUUCACACCGAAUGUAACUUCCUCAUCAACGUUCUCCCUGGCUCACCGCCAAGAGUGGACUUCUGUCCGGACACGCAAGUGUACACGAUCGAAGGACGUCAUCAGAGCGUUAAGGCAACGUGGGAGGAACCCGUGUUUUCGGACAAUGUUGGUGUAGUGACGAUCACGAAGUCGAACAGCCCAGGAACAGACUUCGGAGCCGGUAGCCAUCUCAUCACGUACGAAGCGCACGACGACGCGGAAUGGAAGAGCAAAUGCGUGUUCAAAAUCGUCGUGAACGUAAACCCGGAACAGCAACAGCAACCGACCGCCCCGUCCCACUUUCAGCUACCGAUUCUGUACAAUCGGUUCUACUUCUAAGGGGCCCGACUGCUCCUGUGCCCGAGGACCGGAUCAUCUCCAACGGAGACACGCAGCACGGAUUGUACAGAUGCAGAAAGAGCAUAUUUUACAAGGAUGGGUGCGCGAUAGUGCCCGGUUUUCGAUCCAGUAUUCGAAUGCGGUUUUUGGAUGCAGGCAGGUAGGCAAGCUUUUUAUCGUCGCAAAACAGGCAAUGGUGCUUGAAUAAGUGGAAUACAAUAACACAAGAGAUUAUGCUAUACACUACGGAAGGGUUGAAAAAGAUGCAGCUGUACUGAGAUCUUGUGGAAGAUGGAAAACAUCCUUCGACCGAUUUCUUGUAUCUCUGUUUGUGCUGCUUAUUUUCCCGCUCUUUCUCACAAGAGACAAGAAUGGAAGAGAUUAUACAUAUGCAGCAAAUAUCAAGCCGUACAUAUACAGAUCCCAGUAGGCGGUAAGGAAACUUAGUCGUAAGCCAAUCAGUAUAAAACCAUGCGAUGCAAUGCAGUUCCGAACGAUCACUCCAAGGAGAAAGGAUUAAUCAAAACCCCCAAAACCAAUAUACACGGGAGGAAGUGAUGAUGUUUAGUGUGCGAAGGUGUUUUAGUUUCAUCUAGAGCCACCGAUGAGGAAAUGAGCCCGGUUGGCAUUAAUGUACAUAGCAUCUUUCGCUGAAUUUGCAAAAAUUAUUAAUAUAACACAUAAGACAACACAACAUCCUGUAAAGUAGGAAUCAAGAAGUAGGUGCAGGAAAAAUAAAACGGAAAGAGAAUACUGAUUUUCUACCCCAAAACAAUAAUAAGCCCUUGAGGAGUCUUGGGGAAAAGAGACAAACGAGCUGCUAACAAGGUGUUUCGUCCUGCAGAUUGCAUACUUGAUUACACGUGUGUGUACUAACAAGCACCUCGAGGUUAUGCGAAUCAGCGGAACACCACCAAACACUUUGUGGAAAGCUUUUCUACCGCGCUGCGCGUUUGUCUCCAAUCGGCAAGAUUCGUAAAGGGGGUCCCCUAUGCACAUCGGCAUAUGGUCAUGAACAUAAGUCUCAUUGGAAAGGUAAAGGAAAGAGGAAAGCGGAUGUUUGAACCAAACUGUAGCGCAACGCUUCUAAGCAGAAGCUUAGCAAUCGUAGGGCAAAAGCUUUAGUUUUGUGGUUUUCAUGUAAGAUAGAGCUGCAAAUCCCUUCUUCAACCCCUCCUUCAGAACCCUCGUGGACCACCUGUUUCGGGCGAAAAGUUUAAAACGCGAGCCUGUUUCCGAUGUACGAUGAAACAGUGAAUAUCAUCAACCUUUGAAAAGAGAGCUGAAUGAAGUAGUAUGUAUAAAGCAUUACGCUAUGCCCCGCUCGGAUUGGUUUGGAAUUUCAAUAUCAAUAAAACGAAAAGUGAUGAAGCAAUU